GCCUCUCGACACAGCCCAUCUGGCGCAAGCUGUGGGACGAUGUGAUGAAAACCAGGCCGCCCAACUCGGAGAGUAUAACCUGCUGGAGGAAGAAGUUCCUUGAAACAUUCUUCUCGAAUGUUCUUCACGGUGUCUUGGAUGUGUCCUCUGACUGGCGCCUCAACGACCGCCACUUUUCUCCGCUGCUCCACAGCUCCCCGCACGUUUCCCAGCUUACCCUCUGCAACAUGCUGCAGGGCGUGGUGGAGCUCACUGCUGAGCACAACCAGAAAGUACUUGAAAACCUGGCUGGCUCCCUGCGGAUCCUGAAGUUCCAGCACCUCCUCUCCUCUGACCCGUCCAUCAGGCAUUUGCUGGUUUCCCUUCUUCACCGGCUGAUUCACCAUGGCUCUGUCAGCCAGGUGUCCAUGUAUUCCUGGCCUGUUCCCGACACAGUUCUUCUCGUUCUCAUUUUGAGCACGAGUGCUGGGUUUUGGCGCUCGGGAAAUGCCCUGGUGUAUCACAGCAGCCCGUGUGGCCUUUGCAGAGAGGAGCAUGAGGCCCGAAGCCAGGAGGCGGCACAGGAGCGAGCAGAGCGGAGUGAUGGUGAGAACCCAAAGGGAUCCUCCAGAGCCCUGGAGGAGGCUGAUAUGGACGUGAAUGGAUACGGGGCUGAUGCUUGCUUGAACUCUGCCCUCUCCAGAUCAAGAAGUCCUCCUCUGCAUAACCAAGUACGUGAGGAGGCAGACAGCAAGGUGCCCUGUGACCACGCCAAUAUUCAGGGAGGGUCUCCUCCUCAUAGCAUCUCAGACCAGCUGCCCUGUCACCCUGUUCUUCGAAAGACACCCAGGCGGCUGAAAACUGCGGUAGGGAAGAAACGUCGCUGCCUCAGACGAAGCAGGGCAGCAUGUGCUGACCCAGAAGAUCUAUAUGAUUUUGUUUUCACUGUUGCUAGAGAGGAUAAUUCAGGGUUACUUGACAAAAACAGUGCCACAAGGGGAGAAAACACUGAGACUUGGUCUAGUUCCUCCCCAGGAUCUCCAUGCACUGGCCAUGCUGGCUGUAAGAAGAGAGGAGAAUCUGGUGGGAUCUCUUCUCUGAAGGCUCCUCACCGCUUCCGAAGCGUGUCCACACUGGAAUUGUUCUCCAUUCCCUUGACUGGGGAGACAUGUCGGACUCUGAGUAACCUGCUGAGCUCCUGGGUGUCUUUAGAAAACUUGGUUCUGUCAUACAAUGGCCUGGGUGCCAACAUCUCCUGCAUCCUCUCUGGGCUCCGGGCCCUCUCCCGGCACUCGGGCUGCCGGCUCCGCGUGCUGCGCGUCAGCGACGUCUUCUCCCACGUGCCCUGCGUGGAGCUCGUGCGCGGCGUCCUGAGCGCCUGUCCCCAGCUCCGCACGCUCUCCGUCAGCUUCGACCUCAAAAGCCAGCCGGACAGGAGCAGGCCAGAGGGCAGCGCGAGCUGCGGCGAGGCAGAAAUCCCAGAGAGCUGCCUGGAGCAGUUGGAGAUCCGAUUCCCCAGGGAACCGCUGCACACCACCUUCUUGCUGCCAGUGCUCAAGGCAUCAAAGUCCCUCCAGCAGCUGUCCCUUGACAGUGCCACACUGCCCUGUUCUCAGGAACUUGGGUUCCUUUUGGAGACACUCAAAGAGUGUAAUCCAAAUUUGAAGAAACUGAGCUUUCAUGAUGUGAACCUGGCCGAACACCAGAAAGAAGUUCUGCUUCUGCUUCAGGAUCCUGUCCUGCAAGAAAUCACCUUUUCCUUCUGCCGACUGUUUGAAAGCUCUACUAGCGAGUUUUUGUUGGAAAUAGUCAAUACAGUGAAAAGAAAUUCAUCUUUGAAGAGCCUCAAGCUACCUGGGAAUCGCCUUGGGAAUCACAGGCUGGUUGCCCUUGCAGACAUUUUCGCUGAAGAUUCCUCCUCUUCUCUUUGCCAGCUGGAUGUCAGCUCCAAUUGCAUCAAACCUGAUGGGCUGCUGGAGUUCACAAAGAAGCUGGAAGGCCACAUCCAGCAGCGAGGGGGACAGAUUCAAUUCACACAUCUCCGCCUCUUCCAAAAUUGGCUGGACCAGGAUGCUGAAACAGCUCAAGAAGCCCUUCGGCGUCUCAAAGCUGUGUGCAGUGUAGUCAACGACUCGUGGGACUCCUCCCAGGCCUUUGCUGACUACAUCAGUGUCAUGUGA
This is a messenger RNA of Merops nubicus (carmine bee-eater), 2159 nucleotides long. It is a transcript of the gene LRRC41, whose product is annotated as leucine rich repeat containing 41. Gene Ontology annotation, cellular component: cytoplasm; nucleus. Lineage: Eukaryota; Metazoa; Chordata; Aves; Coraciiformes; Meropidae. The transcript has 8 exons. The record is from RefSeq and is a predicted model, not a curated record. The annotation marks the transcript as partial.